AAAGAAGAAAGUCAUGGUGGUGCGCAUCCGGCUCGCGCGGUUCGGCUGCCGGAAUCGGCCCUUCUACCGUGUGACGGCCGCCGACAGCCGCUCCCCACGCGACGGCAAGCACCUCGAGGUCCUCGGCUACUACAACCCGCUCCCCGGGAAGGAUGGUGGCAAGAGGAUGGGGCUCAAGUUCGACCGGGUCAAGUACUGGCUGUCUGUUGGGGCACAGCCAUCAGAUCCCGUGCAGCGUAUCCUCUUCCGUGCUGGUGUUCUGCCUCCACCUCCAUUGCUAGCUAUGGGCCGGAAGGGUGGGCCUCGUGACAGGAACCCUAUUCAUCCGAUGACUGGCCGCCCCUUGGAUCUUGAGGGUGUCACAGUUGUUGAUGAUCCCAAUGCUGCUGAAGGUGACGCUGAAGAACCUUCAUUUGAGGCGUGA
This is a messenger RNA of Triticum aestivum (bread wheat), 424 nucleotides long. Its product is annotated as 30S ribosomal protein S16-2, chloroplastic/mitochondrial-like. The transcript has 3 exons. Gene Ontology annotation, molecular function: structural constituent of ribosome. The record is from RefSeq and is a predicted model, not a curated record. Bases 14 to 424 code for a protein of 136 amino acids. Gene Ontology annotation, biological process: mitochondrial translation. Gene Ontology annotation, cellular component: ribosome; small ribosomal subunit. NCBI's taxonomy places the organism in Eukaryota, Viridiplantae, Streptophyta, Magnoliopsida, Poales, Poaceae.